AUGCAUUCCUCCACUAUCGCUGUCAUCUUGGCCUUCACUGCCGGCAUGGCUGUCAACGGCGCGCCGCUCAACCCCUCUGUUGGCAUCAACCCCUCCUCCAGGCUUCUAACCAUUGAUGAUCUUCAAUACAAGCCUGAGCAGGGUGAUGCCAUUCACCAAUUGGUUGACAAGCGUGAUCCUCAGCGCAGCCGUGGCCACAAGAUUGGCAACGUCAUCGAGGGAAUCAGUGGAGCUAUUGGCGGUGCUGCCGACUUGCUUACUAUCGGCGGCGCGGUCCAGGGCCAGCCCCAGAAGCGUGAUCCUCAGCGCAGCAAGGGCCGCAUCAUUGGCAACAUUGGUGAAGGAAUUGCUGGCGGUGUCGGUGCUGUCGCAGAUUUGCUCACUAUCGGCGGCGCUGUCCAGGGUCAAAACCAGAAGCGUGAUCCUCAACGCAGCCGUGGCCGUCUCAUUGGCAACAUCGGCGAGGGAAUUGGUGAAGUCAUUGGUGGUGCAGCAGAUCUGAUCACAAUUGGCGGUGCUGUCCAGGGCCAGCCUCAGAACCAGAAGCGCGAUCCUCAGCGCAGCAAGGGCCGUAUCAUUGGCAACAUCGGCGAGGGAAUUGGUGGAGCCAUUGGCGCUGCCGCAGAUUUCCUCACUAUCGGCGGAGCUGUUCAGGGUCAGAAUCAGAAGAGAGGCCUUACGGUCGUGGAUGAUCUCGGUCAACCAGUAGUGGUCAGUGAACCCGCUGACUACGACCUCGCCGAGGGACAGAAUGAGAAGCGCGAUCCUCAGCGCAGCAAAGGCCGUAUCAUUGGCAACAUCGCUGAGGGAGUCGCUGGUGGUGUCGGUGCUGUUGCGGAUUUCCUCACAAUCGGCGGCGCUGCACAGGGCCAGAACCAGAAGAGGGGCCUUACAGUUGUGGACGAGCACGGUCAGCCAGUAGUGGCCCGUGAGUCUGCUGACUACGACUACGACCUCCCAGAAGGCCAAAACGAGAAGAGAGACCCUCAGCGCGGCCGUCGCAUUGGCAACUUUAUCAAGGGCUUUGGCGAGGGUGUUGGGAUUGUCGGAGACCUAGGCGUUAUUGGAGGAGCUCUCCAAGGCCAGAACCAGAAGAGAGGCCUCACAGUUGUGGACGAUCUCGGCCAACCAAUAGUAGCCAGUGAGUCCGCUGACGACGACCUCCCCGAAGUCCAGAAUGAGAAGAGAGACCCUCAGCGCGGUCGUCGCAUUGGCAACUUUUUCAAAGGCUUUGGCGAGGGUAUUGGAAUCGCCGGAGAUCUGCUUACCCUCGCUCCGCAAGACUCUCAGCCAGCUGCAAAGAGGGAUCUUUCACUAGUCGCCGAUGACAAAGUCAAUAGCAUUGAUGCGGAACACUCGACAGUGGGCUUGUUGGCGCCAGCGAUUGAGUACGAGAAGCGCGAUCCUCAGCGCAACCGUGGCCACAACAUUGGCAAAGCCAUCGAGGGACUCGGUGAUGGUCUCGGUGCCCUCGCCGAUGUCAUCUCUAUCGGUGGAGCUGUCCAGGGCCAGCAGCCACCCCAGAAGCGCGAGCCUCAGCGCAACCGUGGCCACAGCAUUGGCAGGGUCAUCGAGGGUCUCGGUGAUGGUCUUGGUGCUUUCGCUGAUAUCGUACAAAUCGGUGGAGCUGUCCAGGGCCAGCAACCACCCCAGAAGCGCGAGCCCCAGCGCAGCAAGGGUCGCAUCAUCGGCAACGUUCUUGAGGGUGUUGGCGGU
Bipolaris victoriae FI3 is the source of this 1716-nucleotide messenger RNA. RefSeq lists its product as hypothetical. The annotation marks the transcript as partial. The transcript has 2 exons. The record is from RefSeq and is a predicted model, not a curated record. Lineage: Eukaryota; Fungi; Ascomycota; Dothideomycetes; Pleosporales; Pleosporaceae.